This is a messenger RNA of Suillus subaureus, 2496 nucleotides long. RefSeq lists its product as uncharacterized. Bases 1 to 2496 code for a protein of 831 amino acids. NCBI's taxonomy places the organism in Eukaryota, Fungi, Basidiomycota, Agaricomycetes, Boletales, Suillaceae. The record is from RefSeq and is a predicted model, not a curated record. The transcript is spliced from 18 exons.
AUGCGAUCACAGCAUGAACCACAAAAUUUCCUACUGCCACACCAUUCAUCCUCCAGUUCCAGUAGUUCUCCCCCACCUACUAGUUGCAAGCGCAGUCUAUCAUCAGUGUCUCAAUCUGGCCCUGGACAUCCUUUAUCUGACACAACAUAUCAUUCACACAGCCAGAGCAGAUUGGAGGGAGCUUCUGACAGUUGUACUCAGGCUAGUGGUGGCCAUGAUUUUGAACAUGAUGCACCAUACAAUGCCUUCGAGGAUUGGCAUUCUGCUGAGCCACCAGCAGACUCUACAGGUGGCUUGGAUGUAGAUCAGCCUCCUGGUAGCAGUGCUAGUUCUGACAGCCAAGCUCAGAGUCAACCUCAGGUAACUAGGACAUAUUAUCCCAUCAUAAAUGGAAGAAUUUGCAAUGAUCAAGGGAAUCCCAUACCCUUAUAUGCUCCACCACCUCCACACCCAUCAGAUCAUGGAUCUGAUGACUGGACACCAUACAAUGAUCAUGUCAAGUUUGAAGUUACCGAUUUCCUGCACCGUUGCAACCAAAUGUCUGCAGGCAACAUCAAUUUUGUGUUCAAUCUGUGGGCAGCCUCAUUAGCAGCUCAUGGUGAUACCCCACCAUUCACAAACCACACUGACAUGUAUGACACCAUCAAUUCAACUCCUCUUGGUAGUUUGCAGUACAAUGGAAUUCUACCUGAUAACUCAGAUGAUGUUUCAUCAUGGAUGAAGUCUGAGUAUGACAUACAUAUGGAUGAAUUCAACUAUGCACUGGUACAGGAGUAUAGUGUUAGUGAUGGAGCACAUCAAUUUCAUGACUUUAUGUCCAGUGACUGGUGUUGGAAACAGGCUGACUUAAUUGUGCAAGAUCCAGAUACAAUAGGAGCAAUGUUCAUUCCUAUCAUCCUUGGAAGUGACAAGAUGACAGUCUCUGUCACCACCGGCCAUAACCAAUAUUGGCCAGUCUACAUGUCUAUUGGCAACAUCCACAACAAUGUGCAGUGCACACACUGCAAUGGCAUUGUACUACUUGGCUUCUUAGCCAUUCCAAAAACUGAUAAUGAAGCCACAAAGGAUGCACACUUCCGAAAGUUCUGCUGCCAACUUCUACACUCAUCACUUGCAAAGAUGCUUGAAACCCUCAAGCCUGGCAUGACCAAACUGGAGGUUCAAGCACUGCUUGCAUGUAUUGUACAAAAUUGGUGUUCAAAAUGCACCACACCAGCAGACAGUCUCAAUGACACAUAUGGUGGACAUUCCCAUGAUCACACCAAAGUUUUGGUUGAGGAAUUCAAACUAGGUGUUCUGUGGGAUGAAUACAGCCUUGUUGGAGACAUUGUGCCAUUCACUAACUAUUUUCCAUGUGCUGACAUACACAAGCUCCUCUCCCCAGAUAUCUUACACCAGCUCAUCAAGGGAGCAUUCAAGGACCACCUAGUUCAGUGGGUGCAUGACUAUAUUGAGGCUCAAUAUACAGAAGCCAAUGUGAACAGGAUACUGGAUGACAUUGACCAUCAAGGAUUCAAACAGUGGACUGGUGAUGACUCAAAAGCUCUCAUGAAGGUCUAUAUACCUGCUAUUGAAGGUCACAUACCCACAGAGAUGGUACAGACCUUGCAAGCACUACUCAACUUCAUCUACAUCACUCAUCACAACAUUAUCAGCUCUAGCAGCCUCAACACAAUGAAUGACACCUUGAAGCAUUUCCACAGGUACUGCAAGAUAUUCCAAACAUCCAGUGUUUGGCCCAAAGGAUUUAAUCACCCUCAACAACAUUCACUCAUCCAUUACCAUAAGCUCAUUCAAGCAUUCAGCACACCAAAUGGGCUUUGUUCAUCUAUUACAGAUUGUUUCAAAGCUCUCAGUCAAAUGUUACUAACCAAUCAACAUCUCGACAAGCUAGCCACUUCAUGCUGUAAUGCAGAUGAGGAUGAGGGUAAAACCAAUGCUGAGCCUGAUGCUGAUGCUGUUGAUGGGCCAAUGGUACUUGCCCAUGUUGACCUGGCAAAGACAGCUGCCAAACAGAUCUACCCAGAGCUCAUUGCAGAUCAGAUAGGUCAACCCAACUUCACAACUUUGAUUCAGCAUUUUCUGCACUCUGACUCAUCCCGGUCUGCACUUCCUGAGAUCUACGAAAAGAUCACACUGUACACUUCAGCCAUGGCCACCUUCUUUGCUCCUAGUGAUUUAUCAGGGAUCAGCAAUACCUGGAGAAAUGGCCCUGGGCACUAUGAUUGCAUCUUUCAUGAUGGUAUCAUGUACCCUUGUGCACUUGUACAAUGGUUCAAAUGUGUGGCUGACUCCCCAGAUGAACUUAUGGGAAUGUGGGUUCACACUGUGUCUGUCAUCCACCUUGAUAGUAUAUUUUGUGCAGCCCACCUUAUUCCAGUAUUUUGGGGUGACUUUGUGCCAACCAAUCUCACUUACUCACAGACACUCAAUGCUUUUUGCACUUAUUAUGUCAACAAUUUCAUUGAUCACCAUGCAUAUGAGAUCACAUUUUGA